GUUCGGGAACAAAGAGGAGUACAUGGCGUUCAUGAACGACUUCCUGGAGCACGAGUGGGCGGGGAUGAUGCGUUUCCUGUCGGAGAUCUCCAACCCGGAGACGCUGUCCAGCACGCCGGGCUACGAGGGCUACAUCGACCUCGGCCGCGAGCUGUCGGUGCUGCACGCACAGCUCUGGGAGGUGGUCUCGCAGCUGGACAAGGGUGAAAAUUCCUUCCUGCAGGCCACCGUAGCAAAGCUGGGCCCGCUGCCGAGGAUUCUGGGAGACAUCUCUCGCUGCCUGGCCGCCCCGACGCCCGUCCAGCAGCAGCUGAGACGUUUCCAAGAGCACAACUCCGCGCACAACAUCAGCGGCAGCCUGUCGUCAGGGUUACAGCGCAUCUUCGAGGACCCCGCCGACAGCCGCAGUGAUGCCCGCAGCCUGCAGUCUCCGCUCGGUGACGCGAUGGAGGGUUACGUGCGCGGGCAGCGCCCCCCGCUGGCCCCCCAGCACCCCUCGGCCCACGCCAGCUUCUCCGACCCCGAGGACCGGGACGUCCCGCUGCCCAACGGGCGCAGCGUCUCCCUGGUGGACCUGCAGGACGCCCAGCAGAGCCUGGGGGGGACGCCGCCACCGCCGCCGCCACACCACGAGGCCCCGCCACGCCUCAGCAGGGUCGGCUCGCAGGCCUCCAUCGGGCACGCCGCGCCACAGCUGCCGCUACCACUCAACUACAACCCGCUCACGCCACAGCCACACCACGGCAAAUCCUCGCCGCGGGACGGCCAGCCACAGAGCGCACCGCAGGUGAGGCGUCCGCUGCCCCCGUCUCUCAGCCAGCAGCGCAGCCUGCAGCCGCUCUCCUUCCAGAACCCCGUGUACCACCUGAGCAACCCGGGCACACGCUCCGCCCACUCUCUCUCGCAGCCUUGCCACGGCGACUCGAGCUCGGAGAACCUGAGCACGGAGAGCUCGCACAACAGCCGCAGCACGUCUGACGACCUCGGCAGCCAGGUGGGGGCCCGGGGCCACGCGGCGUCCAGCAGCAGCCCGGACGAAUCGGCCGGCCGGCGGAGCGCGCACAGCGAGGACUGCUCCACGCCGCGCCGCCACCACGCCGCGCCGCCGCCACGACGACCUACCGUCCACGGCGGUGCCACGGCGAUCGCGAUCCCCCGCCAGAGCACGACGGCGGGAACAGCCCACAUCCUGAAGGUGGAGCAGCAGAGCAGAGGAGGAGGCUUGGCCGGGGCCAGGACGCCGCGCUCUCUCCCUCUCAGCGCCUCGCUACGCAGCAGCAGCAGCGCUAACACGGAGCCCGCCCCCACGCCCACGCCAGGCCACGCCAGCCGCCAACAGCACGCCGGACUCGUGGAGAACGCGGCUCCGCCUCCGAGGAGCGCCGCCAAGACGCCGCAGCAGGUGGCGUCUCCGGUGGAGGCGGCAGCGGUCGUCGUGGCGAUGUCCCCGGUGGAGCGCACGGCUGCCUGGGUGCUGAACAACGGCCAGUACGAAGAGGAGGAGGAGGAGGAGGAGGAGGAAGAGGAGGAGGGGGGAGAGAGGAGCAGGGAGGAGGGCAGGAACACUGAGAAGUAUGAGCUGGAGAUCUCGCGGCUCAAGGAGCGCCUGCGUGCGUCCGGGCGGCGUCUAGAGGAGUACGAGCGGCGCCUGGCGGCUCAGGAGCAGCAGAUGGAGAAGCUGCUGCUGGAGUACAAGCACCGCCUGGAGGACAGCGAGGAGAGGCUGCGGAGGCAGCAGGAGGAGAAGGACAGCCAGAUGAAGAGCAUCAUCUGCAGGCUGAUGGCGGUGGAGGACGAGUUAAAGCGGGACCACGCUGAGAUGCAGGCUGUGAUUGAAGCCAAACAGAAGAUCAUCGACGCUCAGGAGCGGCGGAUCAUGUCCCUGGACGCGGCGAACUCGCGGCUGAUGGCGGCGCUGACUCAGGUGAAGGAGCGCUACAGCGCGCCCAACCUCCGCAACGGCCUGUCACCCAGCAACCCCACCAAACUGUCCAUCACUGAGAACGGAGAGUUCAAGAACAGCAGCUGCUGAUUGGCCGCCGGGACGCCGAGAGGCGGGGCUUAAACUCUUAAAGCUGCAGAGACAGAAUGUAUAAAUACGAGUGUAAAUACUGAAGGUUUGAUCUGUUGAGUGUGUGUGUGUGUGUGUGUGUGUGUGUGUGUGUGUGUGUGUGUGUGUGUGUGUGUGUCACAGAAGCACAGUGAGAACGAAACAAACCAAAAAACUAAAAACGCACUCAAGUUUUUUUGUUUUUUUAACUGACUUUUUUUGGUUGCUGUUGAAGUUGAUUUCAUUUUUUAGAGUGGAGUUUUUUUACCUGACGAGCUGUUGUUUUUUGGGGUUUUUAAUUUAUUGCUCCACGUCUCGUUGCUGAUCUACUGAACCCCCCCCCUCUCCUGUAGGAUCAGGGUCAAAGGUCACACACCCCCCCUGUCUGCUGUUCCACCUUCACAAUAAAAGCUGCCUGAUAGA
Messenger RNA from Perca fluviatilis (European perch), 2473 nucleotides. It is a transcript of the gene rasal2, whose product is annotated as RAS protein activator like 2. Lineage: Eukaryota; Metazoa; Chordata; Actinopteri; Perciformes; Percidae. The record is from RefSeq and is a predicted model, not a curated record. Gene Ontology annotation, biological process: regulation of GTPase activity.